Molecule: messenger RNA, 2259 nt
Organism: Adineta steineri
Lineage: Eukaryota; Metazoa; Rotifera; Eurotatoria; Adinetida; Adinetidae
Source: the annotation of a GenBank genome assembly
AUGGCUACAACAUUACCACCAGUCGCAACAACUCAAUCUCCUUUCAAUCCUUCUAUAAGUCAUCCAACUCAAAUAAUAAUUAGUGAAAAUCUUAAACAAGCUGCUCUCGAUCAUAUUGCCUAUUUAAAAGAAUUCUAUGAUCAUCCGGAAUAUCUUAAAAAACAAUCACGUGAAUAUGCUGUCUAUCGUUAUGAAACAUUUUGGUUACCAUUUUUAGCUGAAACUAUGGAAUCAGAUGUUAUUCCACCACUUGAUAUCCUGUUUGUCUGGCAUUCACAUAUGUUAGCACCAACAGCAUAUGCAAGUGAUUGUGAACGUUUAUUUGGACGUAUUUUAUCAAAUCGUGUACGUCCACGUACACCACAACUUUUACAAUUUAGUGAACAAUUAUGGAUGAAAAAAUAUAAUCGUACAAUGCCAUAUGAAUUAGAUUAUUCAAGUAAUAUUCAAGUUAUACCACCAUAUACGAGUAAAAUAAAAUAUGCUUUAAGUCAAGCUGUUGAAAGACAAGCAGAUUUUUAUUAUAAUGUUGCACUUGGCCAUUAUAAAGAUUCCGAAUUUCUUGAUGAAGCGGUAAAACGUUAUAAAAAAUUUAUCUAUUUAAAACGUCUUAAUCCACAAUUAUAUGUUGUACCAAUGUAUGAUAUUGAUAUUAUUUGGCAUACACAUCAAUUAUUUCCUGAAGCUUAUCGUCGUGAUAUGAUUGCAAAUCUUCAACAUGUUCUUCAUCAUGAUGAUACUGUACAAGAUCGUACAUCGAAUUCAAAAUUAUCGACAUCAGAUCAUGAAACUCGUCAUAAAUGGUUUGAAUUGUAUGGUGAUCGUUUACCAAAAAAUGGCUGUAUGUAUCGGGGAAAGACAUCAAAAGAUUUUUAUCAAUUUGUUACGGAUUUUAAUUUUCUCCUUGAAUGUCAACGAUAUACAAUGUAUGUACAAUUUCUUGAUAAUAAGUCUGCAGCAACAGGUGUUACAAGAAAAGACAAUGAUAAUAGAGUUAGUACAAUUGUAUCUCUUCAUGAUCAUUCAGUAGUUGGUGAACCAUUACCGGAUCAAAUUUUCGCACAAAUUAAUUCAUCUGAACAAGAACUUUUUGCUCGAGGUUCAUCAGGAUAUAUUGAAGCACAUUUUGAAGCUGAUUACACUGAUUUAACAGCACAACUUUCACUUAAAAUUCAACAAAAAGCUGGUUAUUGGCCAAUGAAUUAUUUUAGUACAUUAGAAGAAUUUGAAAUACCAGCUGACAAACUUCUUCCUAUUACUCAAUUCAAUCAACCUGUUAAAGCAAACAAUAAUGCAGGAGGUGAAGAGGAAUCAGGUGGACUUUAUUUUCUAUUCAAUAAACCUAUUGAUCAAUAUUCUGUUCUUCGACAAAUGGUACCAACUGCGAAAAGAUUGACAAUUGGUAUUUCAGCUAUGGACAUAAAUACUGUAAUUGUUCGAUAUGAUGCAUCUCAAUAUGAAGAAGCGACACUUGAUACUAAUUAUUUAACACAAUUGGGCACCUCAUUUCUAUUCAAUCUUGAAAAUGUUACAGUUAGACAGGCAUUACAUAGUAUUCUACCAGUACAUCAAGAUCAACCGACUUUACUCAAUAUUCGUCAUACAAUUCUCAAUGAGAUCGAUAUAUUUACAGCAACAUUUAAUAGUGCUAUAUUCGCAUCAUGUCAUUCACUUAAUUGGUCGCAGUUACCAUUACCUAAUCAAGUUUCUCCUAAUCAUGAUAAUUCUAUAAUAACAUUUGAACCUGAAAAAGAAGAAGCACUUAUUAUUAAAGAUCAUAGUGGUGAUUGGGGUAUUGUUAAAUUUAGUAAAGAUCUUUUUACAGCGUCAUUAGACGAUAAUGUAACAGAUAAAAAUCAUCAAUUUAGUUUAUAUCGUUUUAUGCCUGAUGGUCAAGUCGAAGAGGAAAUUAUUUAUGUUGAUUGGGAAGAUGAUAAAUGGCUUAUUGGUUCGAAUAAUUUUGGUAUUGAAAUGAAUACAUGGUCAAUAUCAGUUAAACGAAUAGCAAUAAAAAAUUCUAUGCAAUAUAUUUGCUUAGGUGCAGCAUUAAUAUCACGUUUUGAUACAUUAUUUACACAAAUAUUUGGUAGAAAUGAUGAUGAAACACAUUUAACAACAGCAACAAAUGGAAAUUAUAAUGAUAAUGAUUUAUUAGCGAAUGAUAUUGGAAAGAUAAAUUUGAAUGGAUCUACUGGUAUUAAUAAUACUAGAAAUACGUUAUCAAAUAAAACACCACAAAUGGCUAUGAAUAAUGUUUAA